This is a messenger RNA of Mesocestoides corti, 201 nucleotides long. Lineage: Eukaryota; Metazoa; Platyhelminthes; Cestoda; Cyclophyllidea; Mesocestoididae. The record is from the annotation of a GenBank genome assembly.
AUGAUGGAUCGUAUACAUGACGCCAUUAAGUCGGUAACCAUGUUUGUUGAAAGUCGUCUUUUCCUGGUCGAUUUGGAGAUCGGUCGCUCGGUUGUCCUACCAGAGUCCAUUGAAGGACGUUCAUUGAAACCGAUCGGCUUCUUCUCUUCAAAAAACGAAUCGAAAUCUCCCACCGGCGAAUAUAAUAACCUUGGCACCUAA